ACUCAUCAUUACCGGAAGCGGCAUUGCGCAGAAACACUGUGUCACAAAAACUCGAUAUUUAUAACAAUGGAUGAUGAAUCUGAAACCUACAAGCUAUGGAGAAUAAGGAAAACAAUUAUGCAGCUGUGUCAUGACAGGGGCUACCUGGUAACACAAGAUGAGUUGGACCAAACUUUAGAUGAGUUCAAAGGACAGUUCGGUGACAAACCUAGUGAAAGGAAGCCCAGUAGAAGUGACCUCAUUGUUCUGGUUGCCCAUAACGAUGAUCCAACAGAUCAAAUGUUUGUGUUUUUUCCCGAGGAUGAGAAAGUUGGAAUCAAGACAAUCAAGACGUACUGUCAACGCAUGCAGGAAGAAAACAUCACACGGGCCAUAAUCAUUGUGCAGAUUGGAAUGACCCCCUCUGCAAAACAGGCUCUGGUUGACAUGGCCCCCAAGUACAUCCUAGAGCAGUUCCUGGAAUCAGAGCUGCUCAUCAACAUCACAGAACACAUGCUUGUACCUGAGCAUGUUGUGAUGACCCCAGAAGAGAAACAGGAGCUGUUAGACAGAUACAAACUCAAGGAAUCUCAGUUACCCAGAAUCCAACAGGGAGAUCCCGUGGCGCGAUACUUUGGUUUGAAACGUGGACAGGUGGUGAAGAUUAUCCGACCCAGUGAGACUGCAGGGCGCUACGUCAGCUACAGGUUGUGUAUAUGAGACACUGGUGGCCGUGGUGGACUUGAAGUUAUUGUGGAAACUCUUGCAAAAUGUGGCAUUGAUAUCACAGACAAUAGGCAGGUUGCGUGCUUGAACAAGACAUUGACAAGACAAAUGUGAAGUAGCAUUGAUUAGCUGGUUGAUAUUUGCUUGUGAUAAUGUCACUUGUUAAGUUGUUUUUAUCCCCAGCCAUAGGCAGAGGGAUAUUGUUUUGGCGUUGUCCGUCCGUCUGUCCUUCCGUCUGGCACUUUUGUGUCCGGAGCCAUAUCUUGGAAGUGCUUUGGCGGAUUUCAUUGAAACUUGGUAUGAGUAUAUAUAUAUAAGAGGAUGAUGCACACCAAAUGGCAUUGUACAUCAUUUGUUAAUACAUGUAACAGAGUUAUGGCCCUUUGUAUCUUGAAGAAAUGCUUUUUUUGUGUCCGGAGCCAUAUCUUGGGAAUGCUUUGGCGGAUUUAAUUGAAACUUGGUACCAGUAUAUAUAUGGAUAAGAGGAUGAUGCACGCCAAAUGGCAUUGUACACCAUCUGUUAAUAACGGAGUUAUGGCCUUUGUAUCUUGAAAAAAUGCUUUUUUUGUGUCAAAUAUAACAUUUUUGUGUCCAGAAGCUUAUUGGCGGGGGAUAUCAAUUCAACAAAUUUGCUUGUUGAUACUGUGUUGCGUCUUAACUUCCUGGAUUCAAAUGUUUUUGAUUGUUUUUCUAAUUUUAUAAAGAAAUCAGUGGGUAGAUAUACUUUUGUAUUAAGAAGCUAUGUUAUUGAUUGAUUUUGUUACAGUUGAAAACACUUUUGCUGAGGAUAGACAACCCAUCCCUUUAUUCACCAUUCAUUUCAAAAUUGUCUUUCCCUGUUCAUGAAAAAACCUUUCAUUUGUAAAUAAAUCAUGUUGAUGGUCA
This is a messenger RNA of Dreissena polymorpha, 1590 nucleotides long. RefSeq names its product DNA-directed RNA polymerases I, II, and III subunit RPABC1. Bases 67 to 699 code for a protein of 210 amino acids. Gene Ontology annotation, biological process: DNA-templated transcription. The record is from RefSeq and is a predicted model, not a curated record. Gene Ontology annotation, molecular function: DNA binding; DNA-directed RNA polymerase activity. Lineage: Eukaryota; Metazoa; Mollusca; Bivalvia; Myida; Dreissenidae. The transcript is spliced from 8 exons. Gene Ontology annotation, cellular component: RNA polymerase III complex; RNA polymerase I complex; RNA polymerase II, core complex.